This is a messenger RNA of Phytophthora sojae, 372 nucleotides long. RefSeq lists its product as hypothetical. The transcript has a single exon. Gene Ontology annotation, cellular component: cytoplasm; nucleus. The annotation marks the transcript as partial. Gene Ontology annotation, molecular function: protein binding. The record is from RefSeq and is a predicted model, not a curated record. Lineage: Eukaryota; Oomycota; Peronosporomycetes; Peronosporales; Peronosporaceae.
AUGAACGGGUAUUUCGAUUCGGCCAGAUUGCUCGUUGAACACGGCGCUGCAGUGAACCUUUCAGGGGAAGGUGGCAACACGCCACUGAUGCACGCAGCCGAGGGGGAGCACGCUGCCAUGACCAAGCUACUGCUGGACAAUGGCGCUUCGAUCGAUGCUUCUAAUGACGAAGGCUGGACGGCUCUGAUGUUCGCGGCGCAGGGAGGCUUCGUGGAUGUAAUAGCGGUUCUAGUGGAGAAGGGGGCAGACGUCAACAAGCAGCGUCUAGAUGGGGAGACAGCGCUGUUCGUGGCUAGUGCAAAUGGUCAGGUCGAUGCUGUCAAACUUCUAUUUGAUCACCGCGCCAGAGUCGACGCAGCGGAUGAGGACGGA